Schizophyllum commune H4-8 is the source of this 402-nucleotide messenger RNA. RefSeq lists its product as uncharacterized. Lineage: Eukaryota; Fungi; Basidiomycota; Agaricomycetes; Agaricales; Schizophyllaceae. The transcript has a single exon. The annotation marks the transcript as partial. Gene Ontology annotation, molecular function: metal ion binding. The record is from RefSeq and is a predicted model, not a curated record. Gene Ontology annotation, biological process: protein histidyl modification to diphthamide.
CUGAAGGACGCCUACCAUCGCGCGCUCCUCACGCACCAUCCCGACAAGGCCCACGGUCCCGGGAGUCAGCAGAUCGCGGUCUCCGUAAUUAAGGAAGCCUACGAGACGCUCUCAUCCCCGACCAGGCGGGAGCGCUACGAUCGGUCCCUAGCGAGGAAGAAGAGUCAACAUGGUGGACCUCGACCCGCGCAGGUCAUCUCGCUAGAGGAGUUCGACGCGAUCGGGGAGGAUGUCCAAGACAUCGUCUGGACGUACGCCUGCCGGUGCGGAGGCGCCUACCGGAUCUCGGAGACGGAAAUGGAAGCGGGGAAGCACCUGAUAGCAUGCGAUGAUUGCUCAGAAGUGGUCUGGGUGGGCUAUGAGCUUGCGGAUGUGGAUGAAGGGCAGGAGAAGGAGCAAUGA